Molecule: messenger RNA, 1755 nt
Organism: Pseudocercospora fijiensis CIRAD86
Lineage: Eukaryota; Fungi; Ascomycota; Dothideomycetes; Mycosphaerellales; Mycosphaerellaceae
Exons: 3
Biological process (GO): positive regulation of transcription by RNA polymerase II
Cellular component (GO): nucleus
Molecular function (GO): zinc ion binding; DNA-binding transcription factor activity, RNA polymerase II-specific; transcription cis-regulatory region binding
Source: RefSeq, a predicted model, not a curated record
CAACGAUCCAAACGCGGCUGCUGGACGUGUCGGCUGCGGCGCAAAAAGUGCUUCGAGGAUGGACCGCCUUGCCUCAAUUGCGUAGAGCGGGACGUCUUCUGUCACGGCUACGGCCCCAAGCCCGACUGGAAGGACAAAGGCGUCAAGGAGAAGCGCGAGGCUGCCAGACUAGCUCUCUCCUCGCGCCGGCAGUCUCGACAAAUUAGCAGCCGCUACUCUACCGCUGCUACUGACACUGAUCAGCCGCACCAGAGCCACCCCUCUAUGGAUCUCGACACCGUGUUCGAUUUCUCGAACUUGCUGUCUUCGCACUCCGGAACACCUUUCGUGCCAAGCGCUUUGCACGAUUCGUCGCACCAAGCCUCGUUGUCCGGCCCGUCCGCCCGCAUACAAAACCAUGAUCCUGUCGGUAUACACGGCGUCCAGGCCGACCUGGCGAACUUGAUUGUCUCACGCGGCCCUGCUCUUCCAGAUGAGCAUCAGCAAGAGACUCUGAGCCGUGAAUACGACCUCGUCAUGCGUUUCCUCGACUACUACAGUCCUAAACUGGGCACCCGAGACUCAAGCAGAGGUUGGCUAUUACAUCUCCUAGGUCGCUCCCGCGCCUUUCUGCAAUGCUCCCUCAGCAUGGCUGCACUACGAGAGUCUUCCCAAUUCGUCUCGGGUAGCGAGCCCUUUCGAAGCACACUACAAGUCGCUCAUAAGCACCACGCAUAUGCCAUACAGAUUUUUGCAGAGCUGCAGGCAGGCUCAAUCGCUGUCCUUGGCGAGGAUCUCAUUGUGGCGACGCACCUGGCUCAUCUCGAGUCCCAAUUUCAGUGUUUGCCCGACUGUCAAUCGUACCUGGACCUUGCCGCGUCGAGCUUGAAUAACACAUCAGAUCAUCAAGAGCAGGCAGUGCCAUGUCCUUCUCAUCUGCAGCACAAAACUUCUGCAUCUGCUUAUUUUCGGGCUCCCGAGCCCACUGCAGAUGGCAUCGACCAUACAUAUUUGGAGACCCAGGCAGCAUACUGUUUCUGUUCGCUGCUCAUCUGGAACGAUGCGAUCUCCUGCUCGAUCCAGCGCAAGGCGGCUCCGGCAGCCGCUACCUACCAGAAACUUCUCUCUUUUGUGGACUUCUCGGCCGUGUUCUUCGCCACCACCAUGUGUGAUGGGAAAGCGCUCAGUAUUCUUCUCGAUAUCAUGGCCCUGGACGAAUGGAAGCGAGAGCGGCAGACGCGUAGCGAGCUCAGCUAUCGGAACCUACUUGACAAAGCCAAUGAUAUAGAAUGCAGCAUUGAGAAAGCAAUGCAAGGCUUGUCUGUGAGACUAUCAUCGCCUCUUACGUCACCUGGUGUAGAAACUCUAGCUGCUCUAUCUUCGAAGAGCUCGCGCACCGCACACGUGAGGACCUACAUCUUCCUCAGGGCAAUUUUGAUCGAACUCCAUCUCACCGUCUCCGGAGGAUCUAUACGCGCACCCGAAGUGCAAGAAAGCGUCGAUCGCUUCAUCGCUGCAUGGGAAAUGCACAAAAGCAUAAUGGAGUCGCAGAGUUUACCCUGGCCAUUCUGCGUUGCUGGCGCUGUAGCGAUAGGCGCACAGCGAGAAUUCUUUAAGGCCGCAAUGGCAGCCUCUAAGCUGCCGGCAAUGCAGGAUCUCAAAAGAUUGCUGACCUUAUCCUGGCAUGAAGUAGACAGACCAUCAUCGUCAGGCUCUCCUGUAGAGUGGCGAAGCUGGAAAGAAUUACUCCCGAGCACAAACAUCAUACUACUAUUC